GCUGUCCUUCCGCACAAAUGUUAUAAUUAUGUAGCUAGCGAACUGGUUUAUCUCGUUUAGGUUGUCAUGCUAGGACUUCAGUUCUUUAAAUAUUUUAGAGGGAUUUGUCGGCUUCAAAUAGUGCUUGUAGCUGAAAACAUCAAUGUGCGAACUGCACGAAGUCCCUCGCUGAAUUUGACCAAAGCUCGUCAAAACAGUUGCUGCUACUUCUCUGUGUUACCUCAAGGUCUGGUAAAGUUAAAUGAAAUGCAGCGGGUCACUUGGACUGAUUAUGCUGUCGAGCUCGAAACGAACAACAUGGAACAUGGCAACGACCACCUGCUGUCACCUGCACAUGAUGCAUCAACUGAUCCAGUUGCUGCAGAGGAGAGUCACUUGCAUUGUAAUGUGAAGGAUAUCAUUGCCCCUGAACAUGAUAUAGUGAAGAGGAUCAAGAAGAAACCCAAAAAGCCACGUGGAAGGAAACACAAGUCUAAGUCAUCAGAAUGUUCUGACAAUUUUAUGUCAGAACUUCCAUUCACAAGUACAGCAAUAUGGAAGGACCUUGGCUUCACCAAGCCAGAGGCCAAAUUGAAAAUUAAACGAAAGAGAGGUGCAAGUGGUCGGGUAGAAAGUGAGGAGGAUGCAGAUACAAAGAAAAAGAAGGAAACACAACGCCCAAACUACUUUGUUUCAAUACCCAUCACAAAUCCCAAGAUCAGUGAAGGUGUGGGGGUGGUGCAGGCGCUGGUGAUGCAGAGAGACUCCAGACUCACGCGGGCUCUGGUGCCUGUGGGCAGUCUCCACAUCACGCUGCUGGUGACCCACUUGGCCAGUCAAGAGGAAGUCAACUUGGCGGCGUGUGCAGUGGCCCAGAUGAAGGCAGAGCUGCAGGACCUGCUGCGGGGGCGGGAGCUCAUCCUGCCCUUCCACGGCAUCGGACACUUCAGGAAUGAGGUGGCGUUCGUAGAGCUGGCCCAGGGAGAACACCUCGCCACACUGGCCCAGAUCACAGGGGUUGUGAGGAAAACAUUUGAGGAGAAAGGCCUCUCGUCCGGCGACGGCAAAGCGUUCAAGCCCCACCUUACCUUCAUGAAACUGUCCAAAGCUCCUAAGCUACGCAGUCAGGGUGUGAAGAAGCUGGACCCUGAGCUGUACUCUGACUACGCUCAGCAUCAUUUUGGAGACGAGAGGGUGAUCAGGCUGGACCUCUGCUCAAUGUUGAAGAAAAAGAUGCCAGAUGGAUACUACCACCAAGAGGCCUCCGUUACAUUCGAUCUUUUUCAGAGUGGGCCUCGGGCUGCUCGGACAAGUGUGAAGAGGGGUCCGGAGCCUGACGAUGAGGAGCUGGUGAGCCUGAGUAAGAGGCUGGUGGAGGACGCCGUGCUGCGGGCCGUGCAGCAGUUCAUGGACGAGACUCAGCACAACGGGGCUGUGUCAUCCGAUCCGGUGCGGCCCUCAGACAACCUCAACACUAACGCUGUCAACACGACCACCACCGACACCAGCGCGAGCAGCAAGUGACCACAGACAAUUCCCCCAGGCAGCACUGGACACUAACCAGCCCAAGCAGGAACUCAGGCAGUCAGCCAGCCAGCCCAGGAGCCAAUGGGCAGUUGAAGGGUUUCACUAGACAAGGAAGGAGGUUUUUUUGGGGGCAGGACACUGAAUUGAUUGUGGAAUCCCUAUGCUGCGUGUUGUGUAUCUUUAACUCUGAUUGUUACCCACGACUCUCGGCAGUCUCCCUCCAUACAAGCCCCUGUCGUGUCUGUCUGUCCAUCUGUCUGACUAGUUUGGACCUUUCUUCUUUUCUCUGAUUGGUGCCCUGAGAAAAACAGUUGGCCUUUUUGAAGGAAAUUGCACACUACAGACUGAUCUGGGAUCUGAGGUUAGGUUAGGCUAUACCUCGGCCCUCCACAAGGUGCGGUCAGUGCAAAGACAAUCACCGUCUUUCUACUAAGCUAAAACAAAACAUCACUACAAAAUGAACUGCAACUCAAACACUUGAGACCAAGGAAAAUGAGCUGGACUAUGCAGUUGGACAAUAUGCUGUGAACUAUGUUUACGUGAUCCUGUCUCAUCUGUGCUGUAUGUGGCUAAAACGUGAAGAGUAAACAAAGAGUGGUUCCCAUGUGCUACCUAUGGUAAAAAUAUGCUUUUUAAAAUCGAAUGAUUAUACACAGCCAAUAAGGUUGACCUACCGGCGAUGAGGAUCAUGUUGGGUUUGUGUUAGUUUGUUUGUGUGUUUUGUUUUGUUUGUCCCGUGUAGAAGAGGCUGGUGAUGCAGCAGGCCUGGUUAGGAAGGCCCUUCACACACAGAACCAGUCUCCUUCUCAGAAACUACAGGACGUAAGUCCUGUAGUCCCACUGCACCUGACUGACUGAGUCCCACUGCACCUGACUGACUGAACACUCCCAGUACCCGCCGCCAGUGCGGAGACAGCACCAAGGAACUACAGAGACUAAGAGUAGGCUACUGUACUACACACAGGAGAGAGACACCACUGUACAAACACAACAGAAAGUACAUCCAGUUGACAUAGUCAAAGGUUUUCUGUAUGAUGAUGAUAUAAAAAAAUAAAAAUAAAAGUUUAAUUUUGAAAUGAGUAGAAAAAACUAGUUGGCUGAAAAAAUGACAACUGAUGAAUUUCUGUUUUGAUUUUACAUACUGUUAGCGAAGGAGAUGCUUAAAUUACCACUUCCGAACAGGCCUUAAUAAUGACUGAAUUGAAGUAGACCUUGAUUUAUUAUUACCCUGCACUUGGAGGCUUGUGUUUGUUAUGUUUAUGUUCAGCUUUUGCAUAAAUUCACCAGAACCUUAAUAAUAUAUGAUUUGUGUCACGGAUGUGUCAUGGGAUGCUACAGCAGUGUCUGCUGCCUUGCUUAUGAUCUCCACAGUCGAAAGGUUGUUAUAUGUACCAGGUUGUUCUAUGUACCAGGUCUACUAGAUUUCAACGACAGUUUGUCUGUGGAGCAAAUUCACAGGGCCCAGUGUAGCUCAGUUGGUAGAGCAUGGCGCUUGCAAUGCCAAGGUUGUGGGUUCGUUUCCCACGGGGGACCAGUA
Molecule: messenger RNA, 3043 nt
Organism: Coregonus clupeaformis (lake whitefish)
Lineage: Eukaryota; Metazoa; Chordata; Actinopteri; Salmoniformes; Salmonidae
Product: A-kinase anchor protein 7
Exons: 9
Coding region: 67-1503 (478 amino acids)
Cellular component (GO): cytosol
Molecular function (GO): protein kinase A regulatory subunit binding
Source: RefSeq, a predicted model, not a curated record